GACUUUAGUUUCAUUUCUUUCUUCUGCUCUCAGCGAUGGCGUCUGCUGAUCUGAGGAAGGAGCUGGAAUGUUCCGUCUGUCUGAACAUUUAUACAGAUCCUGUGACCCUGAAAUGUGGUCACAACUUUUGCCGGGACUGUAUUGGUCGUGUGUGGGAUACACAGGAGGGGUCUGGAGGUUAUUCCUGUCCUGAAUGUAGAGAAGAGUUCCAGGAUCGGCCUGCAGUGCACAGGAACAUAACACUACGUAACAUAGUGGAGAAUUUCCUGUCCACCCAUCCAGAUCAGGAGGAGUCCGGGGUCUUCUGUACUUACUGUAUUCACACUCCUGUACCUGCUGUCAUAUCCUGUCUGCAUUGUGAAGCUUCUCUGUGUGACAAUCACCUGAGAGUCCACAGCAAGUCACCAGAACACGUCUUAUGUGACCCCCCCACCACUUCCCUGGAGAACAGGAAAUGCUCCGUCCAUAAGAAGAUCCUGGAGUAUUAUUGCACUGAGGACUCCUCCUGUAUCUGUGUGUCUUGUUGUCUGAUUGGAGAUCACAUCAACCAUAAGAGGCAAUCAUUGGACGAGGCGUCUGAGAUGAAGAAGAAGAAACUGAGGAAUGUUCUGCAGAAACUGAUGACAGAGAGAGAAGAGAUGGAGAAAAGAGUCCAGAGUCUGGAGGAGCACAGGAGGAAAGUACAAGGAAAAGCAGAUGAUGAAACAGAGAGAGUCACUGUCCUGUUCAGAGACCUCAGGAGACGUCUGGAAGACCUGGAGAAGAGAGUCCUGAGGGACAUCUCCGGGCAGGCAGAGCGGAUCUCCGUGUUAAUCAAUGAUCUGCUCCAGGAUCUGGAAAUAAAGAAGGAGGAGCUGUCCAGGAAGAUGGUGGACAUUGAGGAGCUGUGUAACAUGACGGAUCCACUGACUGUCCUCCAGGAAUCAGACACAGGUGACUUGUGUGAUACUGAGGAUGAUGAGGAGGACAGAGAGAGACGUGAUAAUCUCCUCCAUGAUGGAGGGGAUCUGGAUGUGGCGGGGAUCUCACACACAUUACACACAGGUUUAUCUGAUAUCAUGUCUGGGGGAAAUGUAGAGAAAUGUACAGGCACACAUGUCUAUCCACACUCUACUACAGGGGGCAAAGGUCACACCAAUGCUGAACCAUCCAGACCACACCCCCAACCCUCUCCCACCAUACAACCAUCCAGGCCACACCCCCAACCCUCCCCCACCAUACAACCAUCCAGGCCACACCCCCAACCCUCCACCACCAUACAACCAUCCAGGCCACACACCCAACCCUCCCCCACUAUACAACCAUCCAGGCCACACCCCCAACCCUCCCCCACCAUACAACCAUCCAGACCACACCCCAAACCCUCCCCCACCAUACAACACUCACACCUCCAGGCUGGAGGACCAAAUAUUGGGGCUGUACAGCAAACAUCGGGGGUGUCGGGGGUUACAGACAUAUUACUGGAUGUGAGGACAGCUGCUAAUAAUCUCCAUAUAUCAGAUGACAGGAAAACUGCAACCUGGUCAUUAUCAUAUCAGAAUCGCCCAGAAACACCAGAGAGAUUUCAGGAUUGUCAGGUGAUGAGCAGUCAGAGGUUCUCCUCAGGGAGACAUUACUGGGAAGUGGAUGUCGGGGGGUCGGUGGUCUGUAGAGUCGGGAUGUGUUACCCCAGUAUAGACAGGAGAGGAGAUCAGUCACGGAUUGGAUAUAAUAAGAAGUCCUGGGGAUUGGAGAGGGGGUUGUGGGGUAAUAUGUACUCAGUGACACAUGACAGUAAUAAGAUCCCAUUACCCGGCGGUGUCUCCAGUGAGAGAGUCAGGAUAGAUCUGGAUUAUGAGGCCGGGCGGAUCUCCUUUUAUGAUCUGUGUGACCCGAUCCGACAUCUCCACACCUUCACCACCACCACCUUCACUGAGCCCCUCCAUGCUGGGGUAUGGGUAGGGGAAUGUGGAGGUUGUAUAAAGAUAUGUGGGGGGAAUCAGAAGUGAGAGAUCUGCCCGGAGACAUCACAAGGGGGAUUAUCUGAUUGGUGAUUGGUGCAAUACUCAUCCAAUAGGAGGAAGCAGAGGACAGGAAACAUGACUGAUUUAUUUAUAAAGCUGCAGGUUCCGGGGCCGUCAUCUUCAUCCUAAACCUCACUUCACUACCUAGUGUGUCACUGACCAGGAACAAGCAUGCAGGAGGGCAGAUUGUUCAGCCUUCACUGGCUGCAUGCUUGUUCUGGGUCAGUGACACACUACAUAGUGUAGCCAGGAUCAGGAGGACGGCCCUGGGGUCUCCACCAUCACUGUGUAUCUAUAGAAGAAAGGGUUCUUAGCUUUGGAUGGAGUGGGGGAGGAUUAGAACCUCUGUCAGAUUUAUUUCCUGCUAUCUGGGGCUCCUUUAUAGAGAUUCCCCCUCACUUCCUGUCCUGAUGACAACAUUUCACCAGACAGGAAGUGAGGGGAACUCUCCAACAGCAACACAG
This is a messenger RNA of Rana temporaria (common frog), 2467 nucleotides long. RefSeq names its product E3 ubiquitin/ISG15 ligase TRIM25-like. The transcript has a single exon. The record is from RefSeq and is a predicted model, not a curated record. The coding region runs from base 36 to 1988 and encodes 650 amino acids. Lineage: Eukaryota; Metazoa; Chordata; Amphibia; Anura; Ranidae. Gene Ontology annotation, molecular function: zinc ion binding; protein binding.